Molecule: messenger RNA, 3721 nt
Organism: Rhipicephalus sanguineus (brown dog tick)
Lineage: Eukaryota; Metazoa; Arthropoda; Arachnida; Ixodida; Ixodidae
Product: intermembrane lipid transfer protein VPS13B
Exons: 15
Coding region: 16-3300 (1094 amino acids)
Source: RefSeq, a predicted model, not a curated record
AAGUGCCUUCCCGAGAUGCCCGAGACAGAGCUGCACGUGAAACAGUAUUAUGACCCCAACCUUCCAUAUCCGGGCACGGUGCUGGUGGACAUCAAGCCCUGGGCAUUCAUCGUCAACUGCACGGGACUAGAGCUCAGGUUGCUCACGGGUGACCACGGCAUGUGGACUUUAGCCCAGGAUCAGGCAUUGGCACCACCACCACUUUAUGACCCCUUUUUUCUGGCUGUUGAGGAAAACGGCACACUUCACUGCUCCCUGCGCCCCCUGCUGGUGGAUCCCUCCUACCUGCUUCAGAAGAGGAAAGGUAGCGCACCACCCGAUGACCUGGACGCUGACCUACUGCACCUGUCGGUGCCCACACCCGUGUCCAUAUAUUAUGACUACCCCGACUCUGCGUCGUUCACUGUCUGUCGGUUGAUUGCCCUGGCGCACGACUUCGAGGGAUGCCUCGUGGUGACGUUGAGGUCGGCCGUCUAUCUUAGCAAUCAGACGGAUUUGCCACUGGCUGCUGCCGGCUUCACGACAAGAAUGGCUCUGAACAACCCGACACAAGCUUGGACUGGUGUCAUGGAAGUGGUAGCAGAGUGCUCCCUACCACCCGACUGCCAUCAAAGCCUUGGCACUGUUCCCCUGCUCUUCUGGAACGGAAGCAACGGAGUUGACGACACGGAAUUGGACGAAGCCGUGUACGGCCGCCUGCUGGUCAGCCUGGCUCUAAAUCGUGUGUCUUCUGAGGGUGAAAGGAGGCUGUGGAGCUUCCCUCUGAACUUGGAAGUGCAAAACAAGAACAUUCGGUGCUCGACGUCUGUUUUCAAGGCCGUCAGGUCGUCCUACGUGACCCUGCCCCUCGUGGUGACCUGUCACUCGAGGGGCGGAAGCGUGUAUCUCGUCGUCGCUCGAGACUCCAAUCCUCUGUUGCGCAUCUCUAAUGCCACACGUGCCACGCUCGUGCUUGCCGAGAACAGCCCCACAAAAGAUCAGUGGCUGCUGCCCUCGGUGGGACCUGGUUGCUCCGUGCACUUCACGCCUCCGAGCCUUCUCGCCUACUGCAAUGGCAUUGCCGGUGCAGCCGAGCCGGGAAACCCUUUCUUGCUGCUCGGCUGUGCUAGGGAGGUCGAGCCACACCCGGUUUAUUGGAGCAAUCCAGUGGCGUGCUUGGAUGUGGCCAACCAGUUCGUUCACAUUCCAGGCCUUGGAGACGUGCGAGUGUCAGCGCAAAGGGCUGGCCACACCACCCACUUGCUCGUGCAAGUCGUGAGCAGGGCAGAGGUGUCGGCAAAAGAGAUCCGCAGCCGCAUAGGAGAAGUUCAGCCUGCCACCGAUGUGGAGGUCCGUGGAACGCCCGACGGAAUGUCUGCCGACAGUAUCCUGGCCAUGUCGGACGAAAGCCACGUGCCUGUCGUGCCGGCCGAAGACUUCCCACCACUCUCCCCCCUUUACCGCUCCCUGCGCUUUGCCUCGGUCAACAUAGACGAGCUCUGCUUCGUGCUGAGCGACAACAGCGAUGUCGCUGACCACAAGAAGUGCCUGCAGGAAGUAGUUCGCCUCAGUUUGGACUCUGUGUCGUGCGCCUGUCGACCGAGAGCCGCACCUCCUGCAAUGCCAAUGGGAAACAAUCAACCAGACGCCUUGCCUGCCAUUGUCUACGACAUCUUUACAUUCAUUGGUGGCAUACAGGUUGACAACCAGCUCUCCCAAGACGAGUCGUCCAAUGAAGUCUACGACUUCCCCGUCGUCUUGGUGCCUAGGGACGAUACUCCGUCAACAGAGGGCGCGUCUUCAUGCCAAAACGCCGUUGCAUCGCUGACGCUGUCGAUCGAAAUUCUCCGUGAUGGUCGCCUGACUGCAGACUCGCUGACAAUCAAGUUCUCUCCACUUUCUCUGUUUUUGGAGGACACACUGCUGUACAGGCUGGCCCGCAUGUCCAGCUUUGUGCGCCCGGCCUGGCACUGCGCGCCUCUCUCAGCCGGUCGCGAGUCCCGCCUUCCCCAGGAGGUGGCAGAUGCAUCGCAGGCUCUGAUGCGAACAGUGCCAGUGCGGGAGAUCGUGCUGGAGCCCUUGGCAGUGCAGCUCAGCAUACACGCCUCGCUGAAGCUGUACUUGUCCCUGAACGGGACGCCUCUGAGCUUCACACGAUUCAGCCGGAGGAACCUCGUGACGGGCUGCUACCAGCUGGGCCACCUGUUGACACGGCACUAUGUCACGGGGGCUCUGCUCAGGGCAGGUUGGGUUGUAGGCUCUCUGGACCUACUCGGCAACCCUACAGGCCUGGUGCGUGCGCUAGGUUCCGGAGUGUCGGCAAUGGUGGUGCUUCCGUACAGGGGCUUGGCACAGGGCCGACCCUGGGCUUUCUUUAUGGGCAUAUCACACGGGGCGUCUGCCAUGUUGCGUCACAUCUCCUCAGGAGCACUGAGUUCCGUGACACAGCUUGCCACCAGUGUAUCUCGGAAUCUGGACAGGCUCUCCUUGGAUCCGGAACAUCUUGCCUGGAAGGAAUCGCUUCGCACUGGCCCUUCGGCAGGCAUCAGCCAGGGGCUGUCAACACUUGGAAUCAGCCUGCUAGGAGCUGUGGCUGGCAUUGUGGACCACCCAAUGCAAGCCCUAAUUCACGAGGAGAGCAGAGGGCCGACUGGAUUCGUCAAGGGCGUUGGUCGUGGCCUUAUGGGUGCCGUAGCCAAGCCAAUCAGUGGUGCCGCUGAACUCGUGGCCCAGACGGGCAAAGGGAUUCUUCAAGGUGCAGGUUGGGCAGAUUUCACACAGCGCAGGCACGAACCUCGGGCAGUGUCCUUCGACAAUGCACCCUGUUCGGAGGCGAGGGUUCGAAGCAUUCUGCCCGGCCAAGAGCUGCUGCUAGUGCUGCAUGUCCAUCUGAUGUCCGAGGAGAGCACCAACCAACCUUUAAUUCUCGUGCUCACUCAACAGUGUCUCUGCCUACUGAGCAAGACUGACGGCACGCUCGAACGGUGUUUCUCCCUGGCCGAGCUCUUGUGCACCGGUCCGCCCAACGAUCCCGCGUGUGUGGUCGUCGACCUCGGACCACCGCAGUCAGGGAUGCUACUGGAAGAGAUGGCGAGUCGGGCCAGAGUGCGAGUCGCGGAGUAUGUGACGCACACGUCGUCGUACCCUCUGCCGCCAUCGGCGCAGGACUGCGGCGACUGCAGCACACCGCAAAGUGCACCCGGUGUUGCCUACCAGUUGCGUCUCGUGCAGCCAGCUAUGAGGCCUCUGUUUCUGGCCCGCUUUCACCAAGUCCAGAAGGCAUCAUUGGGCAAAGGCUUUCACAGCUUUCUGCACACAUAGCCACAACCCAGCAGCAGCCCUUACAAUUAAGAUAUAUAAUCUAAUUUCAUGGGACGGGCCUCCUACAGAAAGGAAAAAAGGCGGUGUGUACAGUAUUUCCACAGUGGUACACCUGUUGGUUUUGUUAUUGUUGAACAGAAGCACAAGCGAUACGAACCUGCCGACCAUUGAUCACAUUCUAUUCAGUUUUAUUAGAUAGCGCAUUUAAGAGGGCCUACGCAUAAGCUAUAUUUUCUGGACUUCGUAGCCACACAAGUUGUGCCUAGUCAACCAAAGUUAUAAUACUGCGUGCCUGGAACAUUUUUUCAUAACUUAAUACGACCAUUCCAAGCCCUGCUGUUAAGGCAGGGAUGUACAUAAAUAUUUUUUUUUAUGAGUGGUGCAAUAAAUCGAAUGUUUUCUAUCAUAAAUUCUCUCGUGC